Messenger RNA from Hansenula ciferrii, 3474 nucleotides. It is a transcript of the gene SHP1, whose product is annotated as protein phosphatase regulator SHP1. Gene Ontology annotation, biological process: Golgi organization; proteasome-mediated ubiquitin-dependent protein catabolic process; membrane fusion. The transcript is spliced from 4 exons. Bases 1 to 3474 code for a protein of 1157 amino acids. Lineage: Eukaryota; Fungi; Ascomycota; Saccharomycetes; Phaffomycetales; Wickerhamomycetaceae. Gene Ontology annotation, cellular component: cytosol; nucleus. Gene Ontology annotation, molecular function: ubiquitin binding. The record is from RefSeq and is a predicted model, not a curated record.
AUGAGUGACAAUUCAGAAUUGAUUAGUCAAUUCUCAGAGUUGACCCAAGCUCCAACCACCUCUGCAUUGAAUGGAUUCUUCAAUGGCUCUACUCAAAGAAGUUCACCAACACCAGAAUCUUCAAGAUCACAAACUCCAACAUCUUCAUCAGCUUCAAGAUCAACAACAAAUAAUAAACCACAACAAUCCAAAAUGAAAACUUUCCAAGAUUUAGUUAAUUCAGAUGGGAAAGAUGAUGAUGAUGAACAAAAUUUCUUUGCUGGUGGUGGUAGAGGUUCAGGUUUAGAAGUUGAAAAUCCUUCAGAUCCAACAAAUUUAGUUCAAGAUCUUUUGAAAAAAGCUGAAACUGGUCAAGGUCAUCCAGAUCGUAUGAAUGAAGAUGAUGAAGAAGUUGUAUCAAAACCAAAAUUUACCGGGACAGGUUAUUCAUUAGGUAGUACAGAUGUUCCAUCAAGAGUUAUUGGUUCAAGAAGUUCAGGACCAAAAAAAUUAGAAAAAGCAACAAGAGAAAUUACAUUUUGGAAAGAUGGUUUCCAAGUUGGUGAUGGUAAACUUUAUAAAUAUGAUGAUCCUGCAAAUGCUACAUAUUUAGCUGAAUUAAAUAGUGGACGUGCUCCAUUAGCUUUAUUAGAUGUUGAAUAUGGUCAAAAUGUUGAUGUUAAUGUUAUAAAAAAAUUAGAUGAAGAAUAUAAACCACCAAAGAGAAAAAUUGGUGGAUUCCAUGGAUCAGGUCAAAGAUUAGGUUCACCAGUUUCAACUGAUUAUCAACCACCAGCACCACAAGCACAAGCACCAACUACAACAGAAUCUAAACAAGAACCAUCACAACCUAAAGAUGAAGGUUCAGGUGAUACUCAAGUACAAAUAAGAUUAGCAGAUGGUCGUAGAGUAGUACGUCGUGUUGAAUCAAAUGGACCAGUUAAACAAUUAUAUGAUUAUGUUACAAGUGAAACAUCAUCAACAAAAUCAUUUGUCUUGAGUCAUGCAUUCCCAGUUAAACCAAUUGAAGAUAAAGAACAAAAUAUGUUAAUCAAGAUUCCAAUAAGACAAUUUCAAAUUAGGUCAUUGCAAAUACCCAAAAGAUUAAUUUCAGAUGGGUUCUUCAAUAGACAUAUCAUAAAUCCAUUAUUUGGUGGUCCUGGUGGUUCUGGUGCUACAAGAUUACAUCCAAAUGCUGGUAUCCCGUCUCAAAUCAAAAUUGAACCUAUAGUGAAAGUUCCAUCAAUAUUUGAUUAUUAUGAAAAAUUCAGACCAUCUACUGGGUUCAAUCCUGAUUAUUUCCCCAUUGAUUCGAGAUUUAUAUCAUCUGAAAGAUUAGGGUAUAGUGGAAGCUUGUUGCAACGUCCAGAUGUUGGAUCUCUUGUUGAAGUUCAAAAAGAUAAUGGUUCAAUUCAUUUAGGAAUUGUAAUCUCCAAGCAAUUAGGACUUUUCCAUGAAGAUUUGGAUAAAUUAUCAAUGAUUGAUGUUAAUGGUGAACAAGUGGAUUUCAUUGCAAGUGAUAUAAGUUUCCAUUUAUUCAAAGUUAUUGAUAAAUCAACUAUUGAACAACCAUUAUCUAUAAGGACAAUUGACCAAGUAGUUCAAACUUUGAAUUAUUUCAUAAAUACAUCUUUAAUCAUAAGGCAUAAUAAUAUGGAACUUUAUCAAGCUGCUCAGGCAUGGUUUAUCAAAGAUCAAUCAUCGGUUAAAGUUGAUUUAGAAGAAAUUACAAAAUUUAUCAAAAAAUACACUACAAAAAAAUCAAAUAUUAAUGAUUUAUUACAAUUGGAAUGUAUGUUAUUUGCAACACAUUUAGAAUUGUCUAGAGAUCCUGUUAAUUGGUUUACUUUCAAAAAUAAAGCCAAUCAUCAUUUAGAUAAUAGAAUAAGUAAAUCCAUUGCUCAAUUCAAUUAUUAUUCAAAUUCAAUUGAAACCUCUGAAUAUUUAGAAUUAGCAACAAGACUAAAUGAUGAAACUUUGACAAGAAUUGGGGAAUCCUUUAAAAACCAAAUUAAUGAAAAUGAUCUUGAUCUAAAAGAUUAUGAUGAUUUGAAACCAUAUAUUAAAUCUGUUAUUCAACUAAUGAAACAUUAUAUCAUUUAUCCACACCCAUUAUUAAAAGAAAGAUUAGUACCUAUAAUGACUGCUGUACUAUCAUCAUCAUCAGAUUUUACAACCCAGAAAGUUUAUGAUAUUCUAGAAGAACUAGAUGAAUAUAAUGAAGAUACUCAUAUUUUCCAAACUUUAGAUUCAAAAUCAAUAAACCACCAAAAUUCCAUUCCAAAUAUAGAAAUUUCAAGAUCAACAUAUGAUUAUUUCCAAUAUAUGAGAGAACCAUUCCAAAAAACUGCAUAUGGUAUUCCAUCAAUUUCAAAUUUAAAUAUUUCAGAUCUUGCUAUAUCAUUAGAUAAAUCUAUUGAUUCAUGGUUUUUACAAAUUCAUGUAUUAGAUGUUGGUAGUCAAAUUUCACUAAAUUCUAAACUUGUUGAAGAAUUUAUUAAGAAUCAAGUAUCAAUUAGUGAUGAUCCAGAAAAUCCAUUAAUACCUGAAAAUAUUUUGGAAAUGUUAAUUUUCCAUAAUAACAGCCCGGGGAAUAAUGCAAUUACAUUUAAUAUUGAAUUCCCAUUGAAAAGUUUUAAUGGAUGGGAAGAUUCUAAAUUGAUUUCAAUUGGAUUAACAAGUCUUGAUGCAUUUAAAUUUGUUCCAAUUGAAGAAAUUAAUGAUUUAAUUGAUACUAAAGUUGAUUUAUUAAGUUUAAUUUUCAAAUCAAAUGAAAAACAAUCAAAACACAAGGUAUUAGAUUCAAAUGAUAAAUCUUCAUUAUCAAGUAUUUUUAAAUUAAUUGAACAAUGGCAAAUUAUAAGAAAUAAUAAACAUUCAUUAGAGUUUUCGUUCCCAUAUAAGAAAUGCAUUAAACAAAAAGAUGGUUCAUUAAAACUUUUAGAUUCAAUACCAUUAAAUUUAGAUUUUUUGAAAUUUAUACGGAAUGAAUUAAAUUUUAUGAUCAGUGAACAUUUAAACAAUUAUGAAAAUCAUGAUAUACCAUUAAUUAAGCAUUCACAAGAUAUUUUACCACCGUUAAAUGAUUCAAUUGAAGUUGAAUCAAAUAAAUUUAGUAUCCCCAAUUAUCAAAGUUUAAAAUAUGAACAUUUUACACUUUUCCCAAAUGUUAGAGGUGAAAUAUCAUUGAAGAAAUUCAUUUGUGGUUCCCAAUUUUUAAAUCAUGAAGUUAUAACAACUAGUUCUAAUCAGGGUUCUAGUUAUUAUAAACAUGGAUUAUCAUCAGGUUUUAUUAAUAUUAUGAAUGGAUUAAAUAAUUAUGAAGAUUUAGUGAAUCAAUGGCAAAUAAUAAUGUAUUUGAAAAAACAAUUACAAUUAAAUGAAGGUUAUAAUUUCCAUUUAAAUCAACAUUUAUUAAAUUUUAAAUUGAUGAAUUCUAAUGAAUUAUUAAAAUUUUAUAAAUAUGAAAUUGAACCAAUCCAAAUUCAAGAUUAA